Messenger RNA from Diabrotica balteata, 1189 nucleotides. The record is from the annotation of a GenBank genome assembly. NCBI's taxonomy places the organism in Eukaryota, Metazoa, Arthropoda, Insecta, Coleoptera, Chrysomelidae.
AUAGUUGUCAUGCUUGACACUGUAACCUAUAACUUUAUGGCCUUUAUUUACCAAUAGCAAUAAAAAUAUCGCAAACCAAGGUUUUUAUUGUUUAUAGAUUUUAUUUAUUAUACAAUAAACCAUGAAGGUUGAAAAAGAAAAGCAAGUUACAGAAACCGAAACUUCAGUUGCAGAAUCUACAGUAAAUAGUUCUCAAAAUGAAGAUUCCCAUACUGAAACAGGCAUUGAAUAUUUCAAUGGGGUUGAAAUUUCCAAACUUAGCAAAAAGCAGAAGAAAAAGUAUCUUCGGUCAGUUAAUUGGAAUAAAGUAAAAAAAGAAAAGCGUAAGAAGGAAAGAUUAAAGACCAAAGAGAAAAAAAUAUAUGCCAAGCUUCAUGGCAUUGAUUUGGGCCCCAGUAGAAAAGAACUAAAAAGGGUUAAAAUGGCGAAUAGUCCAUGCAAAAUAAGUGUUUGUAUAGAUUUAAGUUUCGAUGAGCUGAUGAUAGAUAAAGAUAUGGCCAAAACUAUUAAGCAAGUGCUAAGAAUCUACACAUUGAAUCGAAGAGCCAAGGCACCAAUGCAGCUUCACUUAAGUAGUUUUAAUGGUAAAAGUGAAAAGGAAUUUUCUAGGCAUCAUGGACAUGAACAUUGGGAUAUAAACUUUCAUACAGAUGAAUAUAUAAAUAUUUUUCCCAAGGAAAAAUUAGUUUAUUUGAGCAGUGAAAGUGAAAAUAAUAUUAUGGAAUUAGAGCAAGACAAAAUUUAUAUUAUAGGAGGUUUAGUUGAUCAUAAUGCACAUAAGGGCAUAUGCUACAAUAAGGCUGUUGAACAAGGUAUAGCACAUGGAAAGUUACCAAUUGAGGAAUAUUUUUGGAUGAAACAAAGGAAAGUUUUAACAAUAAACCAUGUGUUCGAAAUUCUUUUAUAUGUAAGUGAAGGCAAUCAUUUCAAGGAAGCAUUUGAAAAAAUACUACCUAAGAGAAUUGACAAGAUAGCAACUGAUAAUUCUAGUGUUGACAAUGAUAAUUCAGCUUUAGCAUCAAAUGAAACAUCAAUAGACAAUGAAGAUACAAUAAUUCUAAAUAAUGAUAAUACAGAAUGUGAUGUUUCCAAGUCAAAGGAGGAAAUGGUAUAAUAAUGAAAAUGUUGAAAUUUAACAACCUUUCACAUUGUGAUAUAUUGAUUUUGAAAUGUUGUUUAUUAUUUAUAA